GGGGCGGGCCACCAUCAGAGGGCGCCGUAGCGGUGGCGGGAGGUGUGUCCCGCCGAGCCGGACCUGAUCAGGGUUCGCGUUCUUCCCGGGCCGGGCUAGGCCCCGCCUGUCGCGCCGCGGAAGUGUACGGGAGCCGCCGCCGCCGCCAGGACAAUGGUGCUUUGUUUUCUGAGCAGAACACUGCAACUAGCAAGACAUUCAUCCAGUCCACUGGGGAGACAACUCUGUUCAGCCAGCGCAAAUAAGCCAGUGUUGACUUUAUUCACCAAGAAACCAUGCCCACUAUGUGAUGAAGCAAAAGAAGUCCUUGAGGCACAUAAGAGAAGGUUUGUUUUACAGGAGGUGGAUAUUACCCUUCCAGAGAACUCGGCAUGGUAUGAUAAAUACAAAUACGACAUACCUGUUUUUCAUUUAAAUGGGAAGUUCCUAAUGAAGCAUCAAGUAGACAUUCAAAAGUUUGAGGAUGAGCUUACAAAGCUGGAGUUGCAAAAUGAUGGAAACCAGUGAAGAAAAUGCAGCCACUCUGGUAUGGAUCUGAAAGGACUGUGCAUCAUGAACUGUGGGAAAAAGCAGUAUUUGUUAUCUGGCCUUGUGUUUCUUAGAACAUAUGGUACCAGCAUCCUAAAAAACUUGAGUGACUUCUGUUCUAUUUUGUAUUAAUAAUGCAGCCCAGCUGCACCAGCAACAACCUUUUCUGUACCAUUCACUUGGUGCUGUCCUGGGCUGGCUUUUAUUGACAGAAUAAACGCUGCUCCAUAACAGCAGAUGAAAUGAAAUGU
Molecule: messenger RNA, 779 nt
Organism: Chroicocephalus ridibundus (black-headed gull)
Lineage: Eukaryota; Metazoa; Chordata; Aves; Charadriiformes; Laridae
Gene: CZH5orf63
Product: chromosome Z C5orf63 homolog
Exons: 4
Coding region: 154-507 (117 amino acids)
Source: RefSeq, a predicted model, not a curated record